AUGGCGCUGGACUCCGCAUCCUUGGCCUUUGUCCCCGUGGCCUUGCCUAUGGCCACAAGCACACCCAGCCACGCGAGCACAUCGGCUCCAAGAAGGAUGGGCAGCACCGCCAGUGUUGCGGCGACGGCUUUGGCAGUGGGUGCCGUGGUUGGGCGCGGCAGCGUGGCGCGCCGCGCCACCGCAGUGAAGAAGAAGGGCGUGCGCGUCGUGGAGGGCAAGGAAGUCCCCUGGAACCUCUUCAGCCCGAAGGCUCCUUACAAAGGCAGCUGCGUGAGCAAGGAGACUAUCACCACCAAGACUGCGUUGGUGAACUGGGAGACCUGCCAUGUGAUCAUGGACCACGGAGGCAGCGUCCCAUACAUUGAGGGCCAGUCUAUUGGUGUCAUCGCCCCUGGCCCGGACAAGAAGGGUGAGACGCCCGCCAAGAUCCGGUUGUACUCCAUCGCAUCGUCGUCCCCUGGAGACGACGAGAGCAACAAGACGGUGUCCUUGGUGGUGAAGAGGGUGGUGGAGGUGUCAGGCAAGGGCUGGUGCGAGUACUCCAACGUGCCACAGGGCCAGGAUGCAGAGUUUCCGGAUGCGGAGAAGGUGUACCGUGGGGUGUGCUCCAGCCACAUUUGUGACAUGAACGCAGGAGACGACGUGAUGAUCACAGGCCCGACCGGGGCGGAGAUGCUUUUGCCUGAAGACCCGGAGGCCAACAUGAUUUUCAUGGCCACCGGAACUGGCAUCGCGCCCUUCCGGUCGCACUUGCGGCACCUCUUCCAUGACAAGGUCUCCAAGGGCAACUUCAAGGGUGCGGCUUGGCUCUUCCUGGGCGUGCCUUACAGCGAGUCCCUGCUCUACGACGAGGAGUGGAAGGAGAUGCAGGCAGAGUUCCCGGACCAGUUCCGCUAUGACUACGCCGUCUCUUGCGAGGAGAAGUGCGAGAAGAACAAGAUCAACGGCGAGAUGUGGGUCCAGCACAAGAUGAUGCAGUACUCCGACGAAUUGUGGGAGCUGGUUAAGGACCCCAAGACGCACGUCUACAUGUGCGGCCUCAAGGGUAUGGAGAGCGGCUUUGCCGAGUGCUUCCAGGAGCGGGUGGAGGCGGAGGGCAUGGUCUACGCCGAGUUCUUGAAGAAGAUGAAGAAGGACAAACGAUACCAUGUGGAAGUGUACUGA
Messenger RNA from Effrenium voratum, 1164 nucleotides. The record is from the annotation of a GenBank genome assembly. NCBI's taxonomy places the organism in Eukaryota, Dinophyceae, Suessiales, Symbiodiniaceae.